AUGUCGCACCGCUCGGCCCUGGCCCAGCUUCGGGCUCAGCGAGCCUCCGGAAAGUCGCGACUUGAAUCCUACCAGAUCGAAGAUCAGGGUGCCAUAUACGAUGAGGUCGAUGAGGAUGGGUACAAGAAGGUGGUGAGGAGUCGACUCGACAAAGACGACUUUGUUGUCGACGACAACGGCGAAGGCUAUGCCGACGAUGGACGCGAAGAAUGGCAGAAUGAGCGCCAGUCCUAUAGCAGCGAUGAGGAGGCUAUGCCCUUGAACGGCAAAGCCGCAAAACGAAAACGUGAAGAGGAUCGCGAAAAGGAAGAUCGCUCCAACCAUAAGAUCCUCAACUAUUUCAAUAAUGGCCCUGUUGCUGCUCCAAAACCCAAGAUACAAACCACGGCCGAGGACGAAGCGUUCAUGGCCGACCUCCUUGGAGAGGUCGAUGCCAAUAUCCUGCCUGCACGUGCUUAUACGAACAAACCUAUCAAGUCGGAUAACCGCCGCAAGGUUCGAGUACUAUCUCCUCCAUUGUCCCGCGAAAAGCCUCGACCGAAGUACCAGGCUCCGGCUACAGAACUUGUUGAUACUCCUCCUCCACAAGCCUCCAACGAUGAAGACGAAACUUUACCAACAUUCGACGAUGACAACCUCAUGAGCGAUCCCCUACCUUCGUCACCAGUCGUCAAGGCUAUCGAGCGCAAGACAAAAGUGCAGAUAAAAGAAGAGGACGAAGACGACGAUAUGAUGGACGUGGCUCAAGUCGUUGGAAACGAAGCUGCUCAAGCGAAAAGUGUCAAUAUGACAGGCAGCAGACCACCACCAAAGAUAAAAUCUCAACAACUUCCAACGCCUAUGAACUCGUCUCCGCCAUUACCCGCUGUUCAGGAAGUUGAUGCGUCCUCCUGGACCAAAAUCACCAGCCAGCUCAGCGUCCAGAGCAGUCCUGCUUCCGAGACUCACAUGUUUGGCAAGAUGAAGCCUCAAGAUGCUGUUGAAGAAGACGGCACUCUACGCAUGUUCUGGCUCGACUACACGGAAGUCAACGGCAGCCUCUGUCUCUUUGGAAAGGUCAAGGACAGAAAUACAGGCCAAUUCCGCAGUGCCUUUGUCAAGGUCGAUAACAUUCUCCGCAAGGUUUUCUUUCUGCCAAGGAAGUGCAGAUAUGUCAAUGGUCGCGAGACGGACGAGGAGAUCGAAAUGGACGAUGUCUAUGGUGAAGUCGACACAUUGAUGUCCCGAAUGAAAGUCACUACCAGAAAGGUCAAGCCGUGUACCCGAAAAUAUGCCUUCGAACUGCCCGACGUACCAAAGGAAGCAGAAUACCUCAAGUUGCUCUACCCAUACGACAAGAACGCCUUACCAAUAGACUUGCAAGGAGAGACAUUUUCCCGAGUCUUCGGCACAAACACUGCACUGUUCGAACAAUUCGUCCUGUGGAAGAACAUUAUGGGUCCGUGCUGGUUGAACAUUGAAGACGCCGACUUUUCUGCUGUCAACAAUGCGUCUUGGUGCAAGCUUGAAUGCAGUGUCACCAAACCCAACAACAUCAGUGUCUUGAGCAAUUCCGAAGCCAUGGAAGCUCCUCGCAUCACACUGAUGUCACUUGCGUUCCGGACUCAGCUCAACAUCAAGGAGAACAAACAGGAGAUUCUUGUUGCAAGCGCUCGAGUCUACGAGAAUGUCUCCCUGACAGACACCACCCCUCCUGAGAAGAUGCCCUCACACACGUUCACGGUAAUGCGACCCUCCGGCUCUGCUUAUCCAGUUGGCUUUGCCGAAGAAACCAAGAAACAGAAGGGCACCUUUAUGCUUGAAAAGACCGAGCAGUUUCUCCUAAGCAGAUUCCUUGCUUUGUUCGAGAGGGUCGACCCGGAUGUGCUCAUGGGCCACCAGCUUCAGGAGGUCGACUACAGCAUCCUCCUAAGCCGGUUGAAGGAGAAGAAAACCCCUGGCUGGCAUCGCAUUGGUAGGCUGAAGCGAAGUGAGUGGCCAAAAACAUUCGGCAGAGGUGGUUCGUUCUUCGCCGAACGACAGCUUCUGGCCGGCCGCCUUAUGUGCGAUCUUGCCAAUGACAUGGGCAAAUCUUUGAUGACCAGAUGCCAACAGUGGAGCUUGACCGAAAUGUGUGAGCUAUACCUGGGACCAGAAAAUCCUCGUCGCGAAAUUGACAACGAGGCGGCGUUGAAGACUUGGGCAACGACACGGGCCGGCCUCGUCGACUACGUGAACCACUGUCAUGCCGACACAUUCUUCAUUGCCGCUCUCGCUCUAAAGUUGCAGAUGCUGCCAUUGACGAAAGUCCUCACGGAGCUCGCCGGUAACUCGUGGGCUCGUACCUUGAGCGGCACACGAGCGGAGCGAAACGAGUACAUUUUACUGCACGAGUUCCAUCGCAACAAGUACAUCUGUCCGGACAAAGAGUUCGGCAAAGGUCGUGCCAAGCAAACACAUGAAAACGAGGAUGAGGAUGAGGGGGCUGACACCAAGAAGAAGGACAAAUACAAAGGUGGCUUGGUCUUCGAGCCCGAGAAGGGUCUUUACGACAAGUUCAUCCUCGUUAUGGACUUUAACAGUCUGUACCCCAGCAUUAUCCAGGAGUACAACAUCUGCUUCACAACCGUUGACCGAACAAGCACGGCCGAGAACGAGAAUGAAGAGAAAGUACCAGAGGUGCCCGUCGACCAAGCACAGGGUGUGUUGCCGAAGCUCAUUGCCAACCUUGUCAUGCGUCGCCGGGAAGUCAAGAAGUUGAUGAAGGACAAGCGAGCGACACCUGAGCAGCUGGCACUGUGGGACACCAAACAGCUUGCCCUGAAGCUUACAGCCAACUCCAUGUAUGGUUGUUUGGGUUACACCCAGUCACGCUUUUAUGCUCGACCUCUUGCCAUGCUCACUACCUUUAAAGGUAGAGAGAUUUUGCGAAGUACCAAAGAACUCGCCGAGAGCAAUCAGCUUCAGGUCAUCUACGGUGACACUGAUUCCGUCAUGAUCAACACCAAUGCAGACAAUAUCGCACAGGCGUUGAGCGUCGGGCUCGAAUUCAAACGGUCCGUCAAUGAAAGAUACAGACUGUUGGAAAUCGACAUCGACAACGUUUUCAGGCGCCUGCUGCUACAUGCGAAGAAGAAGUAUGCAGCUAUCAAUAUGGCUGAAGUGGACGGCAAAUACAUCGAAAAGCUUGAGGUCAAAGGUCUUGAUAUGAAGAGAAGGGAGUACUGCAAUCUGUCCAAAGAAGCGUCUCAGAAGCUCCUGAACGAGAUCCUGUCGGGCGAAGAUUCAGAGGUCGUCCUCGAAAAGAUUCAUGAGUAUCUCCGAGAAUUGGCAAGCAAGAUGAGAGAAAAUGCCAUCCCCGUUCAGAAAUAUGUCAUCUACACGAAACUCGGCAAAAACCCGACAGAGUACCCUAAUGCUGAUUCAAUGCCUCAAGUCCAAGUCGCGCUACGUGAAAUUAGUCGGGGCAAGAGUGUACGAGUCAACGAUGUCAUGUCUUAUAUCGUCACGAUGGGAGAUGAACAAACCAAGGCCUUGCCUGCGCCAAAGCGGUCCUACACACCUCAGGAUGUGCAGAAACCAGAUUCCGGCCUCGUCCCCGACGUCGAAUACUACCUGUACAAACAAAUCUUCCCGCCCAUUGAACGCUUGUGCGCACCCAUUCCCGGUACGGAUUCAGUCCGGCUGGCUGAGUGCUUGGGCCUGGAUGUGCGCAAGUACCAGAUCAACACUUCGAACGGCACAAGUCAGCAGAACACCGAGAUCUUCCCACUGGAGUCACAAAUCCCGGACACGAUUCGUUUCCAAGACGCUGCCAGGCUCAAUCUUCGAUGCAGAGCGUGCAAGGACGUUACUGUGUUUGAGGGUCUAUGCGACUCGACCGAGUCAUGCACGCCCGACGGCAUAUUGUGUUCCAACGUCGAAUGCAAGCAGACAUUCUCAAGUCUCUCCAUCGUCACGCAACUGGAGUCUCAAAUCCGAGCACAAACUUCUGCCUACUACGAGGGCUGGCUGGCCUGUGACGACCCAUCGUGCGGAAACCGGACGCGACAAAUGUCCGUCUACGGCCAUCGGUGCCUGGGUCCAAGCGGACGUGCGGAGGGGUGUCUUGGCCGCAUGUCGUAUGAGUACUCGGAGAAGAAGUUAUACAACCAGCUCUUGUACUUUGCUGCGCUGUUCGACGCUGAAAAGGCCAAGAACAAGGCAAAGACGGAGAAGGAAUAUGGACAGAAGAAGGAUCGAGUCGUGGUCCUUGCGGAGACGAACAAGGCUGCGUUUGAAGCCAUUAAAGCUGUCGUCGACGGAUAUCUGCGCAAAUGCGGACGACAAUGGGUUGAGAUGGACACCUUGUUCGGGUUCGCAUGGAAAUAG
Molecule: messenger RNA, 4350 nt
Organism: Cladophialophora yegresii CBS 114405
Lineage: Eukaryota; Fungi; Ascomycota; Eurotiomycetes; Chaetothyriales; Herpotrichiellaceae
Product: DNA polymerase alpha subunit A
Exons: 3
Coding region: 1-4350 (1449 amino acids)
Biological process (GO): DNA replication; lagging strand elongation; mitotic DNA replication initiation
Cellular component (GO): alpha DNA polymerase:primase complex
Molecular function (GO): pyrimidine nucleotide binding; purine nucleotide binding; DNA-directed DNA polymerase activity
Source: RefSeq, a predicted model, not a curated record